Paramecium primaurelia is the source of this 2575-nucleotide messenger RNA. NCBI's taxonomy places the organism in Eukaryota, Ciliophora, Oligohymenophorea, Peniculida, Parameciidae. The record is from the annotation of a GenBank genome assembly.
AUGGAUAAAACAUAAAAUUUAAAUAUAAUUUUUAAGGAUUCUAUAUUUGAUUCCAAUAUGUUGAUAAUCACAAGACUAAGUACUUUACUAUUUAAAAAUUUUUCCUUUUAAAAAGAUAAAAUUAAAGAUUCAGCAUCCACUAUAGUUGUUUCAUUGUAAUAAGGAGAUUUAAAAAUAGUGAAUUCAAUUUUUAUAUAAAAUAUUGUUACUAAUUCUACUGAUUCUAUUUUACGCAUUAAAGCAGCUUCAAUAGAUUACAAACACAUCUUGUUAUAAUAAUAAUAUCAUUUCUUAUAAUAACAUGAGUAAAAAUCUGCUAAUUUUCAAUUAAGUAAUGAAUAAGAUUUAACAAUUACAUUUCCUAUUAAUUCAAAAAAGUAGAAAUGGAAUCUUGGUUGCUUCCAAGAUUAUUUUGAAUAAAGUAAUGAUUUUCAAGUCUUAUGCUAAUUAAGGUGGAGGAUUUACUUUAAUUAUCUAGGGUACUAUAAAAUCAAUAAUAUAAAAAGUUAAUAGAAAAUUAGAAAUAAAAGCCUCAGAUAAAAGCAUUAUAAAUAUAGAAGAUUCAUAAUUUUACAAUUCUUAAACUUCCCUAUGAUGUUCUUCAUAUUCUGUAGGCGGUUGCAUUUAUAUUGAUGCAUAAUUAGCAACAUUAAAAUUAAUAAAUAUUUGUUAAAUUUUUCAGUAGAAGAGAAGGAGGAGGGCUUUAUAUAAUUCCAUCAUCUUAGAAUAAUGAAAUUUCAAUGAAGUAGUUAAAGAUUUCCAAUUGUUUUUCUAUAUAAAAUACAUUUUUUUCUUUUUAAUAUUUAAAUUUGGAGCAAGUUAAAUUUAAUAUAAAUUUAAAUCAAAUAGACUUUACUUAAACGGAAAAAGUUUUUUUCACUCUAUUAGAAUUACCAAUAAUAUUAGAGUUUGAUACAAUUCGAAGUAAUAAUCCAAUUAUUAUGGUAAAAUAUGAACAUUAAGAUUGUGAAUUGCAACUUCUAUCCAAUUCACAUAUAGAGUCUAAUUAAAAUAGAGUAAGCCAAUAAUGUUAUUUUAGAGAAUAUUGGCAUAAUAAAUUCUUCCUUUUAAGAUGCAUCUUUGAUAAAAAUAACACUUAUAAAUUGUUAUUUUAUAUUCAUAAUAUCUGGCUCUAAGUGGAGAAAUCUAGUUUCUGAAUUUAUCCUUAUUAAAUAUACCAGAAAUCUAGAACCAUCAAAAAAAUCUUGCUUUUUAAAAGAUUAGGAAUUUCAUUAGCAAUCAUACUAAAUAAUAUAAUCUCAUUAGUAUUAAUCUAAUUUGUCUAUACAAUGCAAGGUUAAUGCAACUCCAACUGUUGAAUUAAAUUUAAUUGAAUUAGAUACUUCUUGGUAACAUUUAUAAAUUAAAUGUAAUUUGAAGAAAAUUUAUGAAAAAAGAAUUAUAAUUUUAUCAUUAUUGAAAUUUAAAAAAUAAAUGAAAAUCAUAAAAUAAUAUGUUAAUCUUUAAUUUAAAGUCUACCAAUUGUACUAAAUGUUUGGAUGGACUGAUUAGUAAUCUAAAUAUUAAUUAGAUUUAAUAUGAAAAUAUUCUUUUUUUAAGUAUAAAUAAUAGUGUUUUUGGAUACACAGGCUUUUUUUCAAUAAUAAGUUAGUGGAAUGAAAAUGCUUUGAACACUGAAAUGAUUUUUACUAAUCCAAAUGAAAGAUAAUUAUAAUAGCAUGAUUAUACCAAAUUAACAUUAUCAUUAAAUCAUCAAGUUAAGAUAAUUGAUAGUUUAUUUUUCAACAAUAGUGCAAUCUUUGGUGGAUCAUUGUUCAUAGUUGAAGCAUAGGUUGUGAUUUAAAAUUCUAGAUUUUAACAUAAUUCUUCUAUUGUUGGAGGUGCUGUUUACGAUUAUUCUAAUAGUGCAAAUUUAUUUAUAUUUGUUAGUUUUUAUAUCGAAAAUAUUGUUUAAAUGGCUGGAGGAAUAUUUGUUCAUUAAUAAUCAAUUCAAUAAACAAUUUAAUUGGAUUUAAUUAUCUUAAAUAAUACAUCAUCAACAUUUUCUUAAGAUAUUUUUGAAAGUCCCCGUUCUUUAACUCUUUCGAUUGAUACUGGAAAGACUUUCUUAAAAAAGAAAGUAAUAUAAAAAACUACAACAAAAGUUAUAGAAUAAAUUGAAAUAAAUCCAUAUAAUAUAUUAGGAUAUUCUCAAAAAGAAAAUGUUCUCACUUUAGAAAAUUCAAAAUUGAUUCCUUAUAAUUUGACAUUUCGGAUUAUUCCUUUGAAUAAAUUUAAUCAACAAUUGAAGAAAUUACCAGAUUCCUUUUGUAUAAUUUCUCAUUAUGUUCUAAAUUUGUCUAAUAAUACUAUUUUAACAUAAUUUAAGGUACAUUAUCAAAAACUAGAGUACAAUUUAAUUAAGAUACCGAAGAUUUUAGCAUAGAUAAUUUAACUAUCAAUUUUCAUCCUUUUAUAGAUUAAGAUAUUGUUUUAAUUUUAAUAAUAAAUUGAAAUAUUAUUAAAAUUCCCUAAUUUGAUACCUAACCACUAGACUAAAUUACCAAUUGCAUUACUAAUUACGACUUAAUUGUUGAAAUUAAAACAUUCAAAUGCUAAAUAGGAGAAUAUUUGA